Molecule: messenger RNA, 6547 nt
Organism: Oncorhynchus mykiss (rainbow trout)
Lineage: Eukaryota; Metazoa; Chordata; Actinopteri; Salmoniformes; Salmonidae
Source: RefSeq, a predicted model, not a curated record
UGUCGAGUGAGUGUAGAUUAUCUGCCUGGACAGACAAUCCAAUAACGACCAUUGAUUGUAUUCUAGAAGAGAUGGUGGGAGGCGCCUUCCUCCUCGUCUCCAACUCUCCCCCAGAACAUUCCCGACUUGCUGAUCUGCUGAAAGCCUCGAGCGUACUGGCAGGCGACACCAGAAGCUCUUGCACAUCGCCACAGAGAGAAAGACAUCUCGAAGCAGAGGCUGCUUUUAUCUCCCGCGUCAGUCAGUCAGUAGGAUCAGGUACACUGCGCAGCGCCGCGUGGGACUCGAGCUGUACUUCACCAACAACCAGACAGCAGUUCCAGUCCAGAGUCUGGAGGCAGCAGACAUUAACACUGUGGAGCAGAGCGGAACGAGCUGAUCCUUCUCUCCCGGUCCCGACCUGGUCCUUACGGAACUGACCAGUUCAGAGAGAGAUGAGAGAUGAUUAAAUAAUGUGGAUUAUAUAGUCACUCACUGGAUACAACAGCUGAACACGACGCGGUUGCAAAAGGAUUUAGACUUGAAGACUGAAGAGAUCGUUUCGGGGGGAUAUCUCUCUGCCCGGGUGGAAGAGGGCUCAGGCAGGCUGCUUGUUGGGAUUUGAUUUUAGAACUGCAUAAUAUUACAACUACGACACUUCUAUGCGGAUGUACAUAUAUAGUGUUUUUGGAGCAGUUUUGAGGAAAAGUUUUGUUUAUUUUUAUGGUGAUAAUUAACUCUUAUAAAGGAUCGCUGUCAAAACGGAAUUACACAGAAAGGAUCACACUCCUUGGGACAGUGAGAGGUAUAUCUGGGGUUGUUUCUAUGGUGACGGAGGCAGUGAUUCUGUUGGAUACCCAUGAUGCACCGGUACGAUGCCUGAGUCGGAGACAGGUCUAGUAGCUCAGCACAUCACUGUGGAGACCAGAGGAAUAGUUGCUAUGUGGUGUUCUCUCUGGCUGUCCCUCCUCCUAUACCCUCUCUCCGUCUCUACAGCCAGAUUACCCACAGUUCUGCCAACAGACUCUGUGUUCCUGGAGGACUAUGUGGUCUCUACUGGGGACACCCUGGAUCUGUCCUGUAACCCCAACGGUCCCGCCCAAGCUGUCCUCUGGUUCAAGGAUGGCAGCGGCCUGUUGCCUAGCAACCGGACGCGAGUGGACCAGAGGGUUCUACGCAUCAUCAACGUGUCUUACGAGGACUCCGGCAUGUACUCCUGCCACGUCACUCACGACAACAACCUGCUCAGCAACUACACAAUCAGAGUGACAGAUCCCCUGUCUUCUGGAGAUGAUGAAGACCAUGAUGAAGACUGGGACGAUACAGAAGGCCCGUAUUGGACCAGACCGGAUCGCAUGGAGAAGAAGCUCCUCGCUAUCCCAGCCGCCAAUACCGUCAAAUUUCGUUGCGCUGCCGCUGGAAACCCCACGCCCUCCAUCCAUUGGCUGAAGAAUGGGAAGGAGUUUAAGGGUGAACAGAGGAUGGGCGGGAUCAAGCUAAGGCACCAGCAGUGGAGUCUGGUGAUGGAGAGUGCUGUCCCUUCAGACCGUGGGAACUACACCUGUGUUGUACAGAACAAGUACGGCACCAUCACCCACAGCUACCAGCUAGACGUGCUAGAGCGCUCCCCUCACAGGCCCAUCCUCCAGGCAGGUCUUCCAGCCAAUCAGACAGUGGUAUUGGGCAGUAAUGUGGAGUUCCACUGUAAGGUGUACAGCGAUGCCCAGCCUCACAUCCAGUGGCUGAAGCACAUUGAGGUGAACGGAUCCCGGUAUGGUCCCGACGGUGUCCCAUACGUCAACAUACUCAAGAGUCUAGUGAGCAGGAGAACAGAGGUUGAUGUUAUACUGGCUGUGUUGAAUGUGACCGAAGCUGAUGCCGGGAAGUACUGGUGUCGAGCAUCUAACUUUGUAGGAAAGUCAGAAAACGCCUUCUGGCUCACGGUACACAGACCAAGUAAACCAGCGCUGCACGAUGGUGACAAGGAGGAUGACUAUGCUGACAUCCUGAUCUAUGUGACGGGCUGCGUGCUGUUCAUCCUGGCCGUCGUCAUCAUCAUCCUCUGUCGUAUGAGGAUGUCUACCCAGAAGACCCUGCCCUCCCCACCCAUCCAGAAACUCUCCAAGUUCCCCUUAAAGAGACAGCAGGUUUCCUUGGAGUCUAACUCCUCCAUGAACUCCAACACACCAUUGGUCAGGAUUGCACGUCUGUCAUCCAGCGAUGGACCAAUGCUGUCCAACGUCUUGGAGCUGGAGCUUCCGUCAGACCCCAAAUGGGAGUUCUCUAGGACUAGGCUAACGUUGGGUAAACCUCUGGGAGAAGGCUGCUUCGGUCAGGUGGUAAUGGCGGAGGCCAUCGGGAUCGACAAGGAGAAACCCAACAAGCCCCUGGACGUCGCUGUGAAAAUGCUCAAAGACGACGCCACAGAUAAGGACCUGUCAGACCUGGUCUCAGAGAUGGAGAUGAUGAAGAUGAUUGGAAAACACAAAAACAUCCUCAACCUGCUGGGAGCAUGUACACAGGAUGGUCCCCUGUACGUGUUGGUGGAGUACGCUUCCAAAGGGAACCUGAGGGAGUACCUGAGAGCCCGUCGGCCCCCAGGGACGGACUACUCCUUCGACACCUGUAAGAUCCCUGACGAGCAGCUCACCUUUAAAGACCUGGUGUCCUGUGCCUACCAGGUGGCGCGUGGCAUGGAGUACCUGGCCUCACAGAAGUGUAUCCAUAGAGAUCUGGCAGCCAGGAACGUCCUGGUAACCGAGGAGAACGUGAUGAAGAUUGCAGACUUCGGUCUGGCCAGAGAUGUGCACAACAUAGACUACUACAAGAAGACUACUAAUGGUCGUCUACCCGUGAAAUGGAUGGCUCCAGAGGCGCUGUUCGACCGCGUCUACACGCACCAGAGCGAUGUGUGGUCGUAUGGGGUGCUGCUCUGGGAGAUAUUUACCUUGGGAGGGUCCCCGUACCCCGGCAUCCCUGUAGAGGAGCUGUUCAAACUGCUGAAGGAGGGCCACCGCAUGGACAAACCUGCCAACUGCACACAUGAACUAUAUAUGAUCAUGAGGGAGUGCUGGCACGCUGUCCCAUCUCAGAGACCUACCUUCAGGCAGCUGGUGGAGGACCAUGACAGGGUUCUGUCCAUGACCUCCACAGACGAGUACCUGGACUUGUCUGUUCCGUUUGAGCAGUACUCUCCAACCUGCCAAGACUCCAGCAGCACCUGUUCCUCAGGAGAUGACUCUGUGUUCUCCCACGACCCCCUCCCCACGACCCCCUCCCUAACCAACCUUGCCUCCCCAUGAACCCCUCCCUGACCAACCCUGCCUCCCCACGACCCCCUUCUCACAACCCCCUCCCUGAACAACCCUGCCUCCCCAAAAUUAGGGGGGAAUAACCUUGUCAAACUGCUGCAGAUUUACAUGGCAAUCAGGACAUAGGUGGGGCUGGAUGGGGAGAGAGGGGGAGGCUCCCCCGAGACACCUCUCAGCGUCAUACUUUGAGCCUCCUCCAGAUAUGAGGAAGAGAACAGCCCAUGCAAUACAUCCUCAAAUGGACCCAUUUUUUAAGAAUCUUUGCAUUGAAGGUUGGACAAUUUUUUGCCGCCAAAAACUCUUUUUUUUUUUCUUAAAAAUGAAAAUGUAUAUUUUUUGUACUUGGCCAGUCUUUAGUUAUUGACAAUCCGAAAGGUCAAACCAUUCAGUGCCUACAGGAACCUAACUCUAACCCACAGGACUGGGAGGAGAUUGACACAAGGACAUGAACACCAUUAACCAGGGAGGCAGGGCAUCUAUAACGCCAUUGGCCAUGAAAGCAGGGAAUCUAUAACGCCAUUGGCCAGGGAGGCAGGGUAUCUAUAACGCCAUUGGCCAGGGAGGCAGGGUAUCUAUAACGCCAUUGGCCUCGAAAGCAGGGAAUCUUUAGCGCCAUUGGCCAGGGAGGCAGGGUAUCUAUAACGCCAUUGGCCAGGGAGAAAGGGUAUCUAUAACGCCAUUGGCCAGGGAGGCAGGGUAUCUAUAACGCCAUUGGCCAGGGAGGCAGGGUAUCUAUAACGCCAUUGGCCAGGGAGGCAGGAUAUCUAUAACGCCAUUGGCCAGGGAGGCAGGGUAUCUAUAACGCCAUUAGCCAGGGAGGCAGGGUAUCUAUAACGCCAUUGGCCAGGGAGGCAGGGUAUCUAUAACGCCAUUGGCCAGGAGGCAUGGUAUUUAUAACGCCAUUGGCCAGGGAGGCAGGGUAUCUAUAACGCCAUUGGCCAGGGAGGCAGGGUAUCUAUAACGCCAUUAGCCAGGGAGGCAGGGUAUCUAUAACGCCAUUGGCCAGGGAGGCAGGGUAUCUAUAACGCCAUUGGCCAGGGAGGCAGGGUAUCUAUAACGCCAUUGGCCAGGGAGACAUGGUAUCUAUAACGCCAUUGGCCAGGGAGGCUGGGUCUCUUUACCUCUCCUCAGUGGAGUACACGGGAACUCGUUUUUGCAAAUGUGCAGCAUACCAGCAGAGCCAGAAUCAACAAAAUUAUGUGACUAGUUCUUCCAAUAACAGUUAGUGCUUUACUCCAAGAUCCCUCACCCUCACCUCUGUUGAAUCAUCUCAACCAUCAUGCAACAGAAUGGGACUACAAUACAACAAUCUGAACCAGGACUGUAACAGAAGUCUCUGCUGUUUGAAACUGAUGGGAACCAAGCUGUAGUCAGACCCUUCAACAGGAGGGAAAUAUAGAACCAAUCUCUCUGAUGGGAACCAAGCUGUAGUCAGACCCUUCAACAGGAGGGAAAUAUAGAACCAGUCUCUCUGAUGGGAACCAAGCUGUAGUCAGACCCUUCAACAGGAGGGAAAUAUAGAACCAAUCUCUGAUGGGAACCAAGCUGCAGUCAGACCCUUCAACAGGAGGGAAAUAUAGAACCAGUCUCUCUGAGGCAGGGUAUCUAUAACGCCAUUAGCCAGGGAGGCAGGGUAUCUAUAACGCCAUUGGCCAGGAAGGCAGGGUAUCUAUAACGCCAUUGGCCAGGGAGGCAUGGUAUUUAUAACGCCAUUGGCCAGGGAGGCAGGGUAUCUAUAACGCCAUUGGCCAGGGAGGCAGGGUAUCUAUAACGCCAUUAGCCAGGGAGGCAGGGUAUCUAUAACGCCAUUGGCCAGGGAGGCAGGGUAUCUAUAACGCCAUUGGCCAGGGAGGCAGGGUAUCUAUAACGCCAUUGGCCAGGGAGACAUGGUAUCUAUAACGCCAUUGGCCAGGGAGGCUGGGUCUCUUUACCUCUCCUCAGUGGAGUACACGGGAACUCGUUUUUGCAAAUGUGCAGCAUACCAGCAGAGCCAGAAUCAACAAAAUUAUGUGACUAGUUCUUCCAAUAACAGUUAGUGCUUUACUCCAAGAUCCCUCACCCUCACCUCUGUUGAAUCAUCUCAACCAUCAUGCAACAGAAUGGGACUACAAUACAACAAUCUGAACCAGGACUGUAACAGAAGUCUCUGCUGUUUGAAACUGAUGGGAACCAAGCUGUAGUCAGACCCUUCAACAGGAGGGAAAUAUAGAACCAAUCUCUCUGAUGGGAACCAAGCUGUAGUCAGACCCUUCAACAGGAGGGAAAUAUAGAACCAGUCUCUCUGAUGGGAACCAAGCUGUAGUCAGACCCUUCAACAGGAGGGAAAUAUAGAACCAAUCUCUGAUGGGAACCAAGCUGCAGUCAGACCCUUCAACAGGAGGGAAAUAUAGAACCAGUCUCUCUGAUGGGAACCAAGCUGUAGUCAGACCCUUCAACAGGAGGGAAAUAUAGAACCAGUCUCUCUGAUGGGAACCAAGCUGUAGUCAGACCCUUCAACAGGAGGGAAAUAUAGAACCAAUCUCUCUGAUGGGAACCAAGCUGUAGUCAGACCCUUCAACAGGAGGGAAAUAUAGAACCAAUAUCUCUGAUGGGAACCAAGCUGCAGUCAGACCCUUCAACAGGAGGGAAAUAUAGAACCAAUCUCUGAUGGGAACCAAGCUGCAGUCAGACCCUUCAACGGGAGGGAAAUAUAGAACCAAUCUCUCUGAUGGGAACCAAGCUGUAGUCAGACCCUUCAACAGGAGGGAAAUAUAAUUGGGGGUGUUUCUAUGUAUCUUUAAAACGUUUUCAUUGUAAAUAUAUAAAUGCAAAUAUGUAUCAUAUUGCUGUCAACAGCCAUGUGCUUAAAAUGAGAUGUUUUUUCAUCUAAAAUAUUGUUUUAGAAUCAAAGCAUUGCAAUCUAGAAUACACUGUCAUGAUCAUGUAAUAAUUUAAAGUGAUACAAAAGGUUUAUUUGAAUUAUUAACAUGUAUAUUUGUAAAGAUAUUUAUAGACUUAACAUGUAGUUCAUAAGUUAGAACAAUCUUGUUCAGGAUUUAGUACUGUCAGCAAAGAUGUUUUAUUUAUUUUUCUGUAACUUAUUUAAAGCAGAACAAUAUUAUUUUCACGACUGGCAGAUUUUAUUUCUCUUAUUUUUCAUCCAUCUUGUUUUGUUUACAGUAAAAAAAAAAGAAUGUAUGAAAGAUUUAAAGCAAUUUUAAUGAGCAGAGUAGGACAAGGAAACUGAAUUUGAUUAAAUGUAAAUCUAGGGAGUGAAA